AGUCGAAAUCCAUUUAUUCUCGCGUUUUCUUCGUGAUUGCAUCGUGCUCGCUUGAAUAUUAAGUGGUUAUCUUCGUGACUUACAAAGUGAUUGUGUUAAUAAAGUGGUUACGUUUAAAAAUGAAGGUGAAUAAGUCGUAUUUGAUGUUUCAAUUGAUCAUUAGAAGUCCUGUGACUGAUUUUCAAGUUGAGUUGAAUUAAGUUUUUUUGUUGAUUUGAAGACGAAGAACGUUAGGUUUUGAUUUUUUUGUGUUUUAAAAUUAAAACAGUGUUUUUUUGAUAAAAUAUGCAACAAGGUGAAUUUGAAUACGAUUAUAAAUUCGGUUUGAGGCAGAACAAGACCACGUUUUUGUGCACGAAUAAGAUGGUGGAGGUGUUGGAUAGCGCAGGAUUUGAUCGUCCUAGAGUUGGAUACAGAGCGAAAAACGAUCCCGGAGACUGACACAGUUUGAAUUUUAUGCUGGGAUACGAGCAUCUUCUAAUAGUUAUUUGAUAGCCGCUAAGAAAAAGGUAGAAAUAGAUCUUUGAAACAAAAAAAACGAAAUUGAAGGAGUUAAUUCGCUUCGUGAGUCGGAGAAGAAAACGAUUAGGAAGGAUUUAAGGAUUCAAAUUCAAAUUCAAAGAGAAGAGAUUGAAAGUGAAAUAAACAAUUUUUUAGUGUUAUUUUUAUUUAGAACUUAAAAUUAAAUAAAUAAAUAAACUUUGUUGUGGUGAAUUAAUUAAUUAAUUAAAAAAAAUGGGGUUCCUGAAGGAGAAAUGGAGGGCUCUUUGCCCACAAAACCCACCGAGGGAGCUUAUUGGAGAACAAGAAACCGGAUUAUUAAAAGAUAACCAAGUACUUCAUCACCGCUUUAUAAUGCGAUUAAACGCGGGUCAAGACGACGAAAUGGACGUUUGCGGGUACAAAACAUCUCCGAUUCGAUCAACAAUAACUUAUUUUUUAAUUUUAAUAACCGCGGGAUUAUUGAGGUUAGUUUUCCAUUGGGUCCCGCAUUGGUAUUUGAAGGCGCGCGCCAUCCAGUGUCGAGUAGCCGAAGCUGAAUACGUCUUAAUCACCGAGUUGUACAACAAAAAGCACAAAAUUUACCACGUCAAACCGGUUAAAGUAUUAACAAGCGAUUUAUUAAAAAAAAUCAAAAAACGAGACAACUUACUCGAUAAAGAGAACAAUUUCGAUUGCGAUUUACAACUCUCGGUACAUUUCGGAAAUGGGGCUUUCAAAGAAAUCGAUAAAUUACUCCUUUUCGAUUGUAAAAAAGUAACGUAUUUUUGGCACCCUCAAAAAAGCGAAUUCGUUAAGCUUCGGGGUUUAGACGUCGAUGUAACCGCGGAAAUCUUCCAUUCGAAUAAAGAGGGGUUAAGCAAAAACGAGCAAUUCAUGCGGAGGUUAGUUUAUGGGCCGAACGAAAUUUUGGUGAAGGAGCAACCGAUCUUAACCCUACUUUUUUUAGAAGUACUUAACCCGUUCUACAUCUUCCAAUUAUUUAGUUUCGUUUUGUGGUUCGUCGAUAAUUAUUAUUAUUACGCGGCGGCGAUUUUAUUGAUGUCGGCGUUUGGAAUCGUGAUGACAGUGAUUCAAACGAGGAGGAAUCAAAGAAAUUUGAAAUCGACCGUUCAAAGUUCCGACAUUUGCAAAGUGUUGCGGAAAAAAAUUUCGAAUCAAACGACUUCCUCAGGGGAUGAUCAAAUAAGUUUCGAAACUGAAUUGAUUUCGACGAGUCAUUUAGUCCCUGGGGAUAUCUUAGAAAUCCCCGGCGAUGGGUGCAUGAUGCAAUGCGAUGCUUUGUUAUUAACCGGAAAUUGCAUCGUUAAUGAAUCGAUGUUAACCGGGGAAUCAGUUCCUGUUACAAAAACACCUUUCCCAAAUUUACCCAAUUACCACUAUGAUCCUAAAGAACACGCAAGACACACACUUUUCUGCGGAACUCACGUGAUUCAAACGAGAUAUUUCGGGGGAGAAAAAGUUUUAGCCGUCGUAAUAAGAACGGGAUUUUCAACGGCGAAAGGGGGCUUGGUGAGGAGCAUUUUGUACCCUCCCCCGGUCGAUUUCCGAUUUGAAAAGGAUUCGUAUCGAUUUGUUGCGUUAUUAGCUUGCAUCGCAGGAAUUGGGUUCAUUUAUACCGUCAUAACGAAGGUUAUGAGAGGAGUCCCAACGGUGGAUAUAGUGUUUGAAGCUUGCGAUUUAAUAACGAUCGUGGUGCCACCUGCUUUACCGGCCGCGAUGACAGUUGGGAGAUAUUACGCGCAAAAUCGGCUCCAAAAGAAUCAAAUUUUUUGCAUCUCGCCCCGCGCGAUUAACGUCGCGGGAUCCAUCGAUUGCGUUUGCUUCGAUAAAACGGGGACUUUAACGGAAGAUGGGUUAGAUCUGCUUUGCGUCGUUCCUGUCGAAAAUCACCACUUCGUCAAGCCGGUUAAAAACGUGGAGGCUCUCCCCAACGAUUUGUUAUUGGGUGGAUUGGUUUCGUGUCACUCCCUAACGAUUAUUAAUAAAAAAAUCACCGGGGAUCCGCUUGAUUUAAAGAUGUUUGAAAGUACAAAAUGGUCAAUAGAAGAACCGGACAUAUCCGACAAUUCAAAAUUCGACGUGAUUUAUCCCACCGUGUUUAAACCGCCGCAAAAAUCUCAAAAUUCUUUAAUAUCACCAGGCGAAUUUGAGACCGAAAUCGGCGUGAUCAAAGAAUUCCCGUUCUCCUCAUCGCUCCAACGAAUGGGCGUCAUAAUCCGUAAAUUAGGAGCCCGCAACUACGAGUAUUAUUGCAAAGGUUCGCCGGAGAUGAUUUUAAAUUUCGUCGACGCCGAGACGAUUCCCAAAAAUUUCCACGACGUCCUCGAGAGUUACACGGUUGAAGGGUACCGAGUUAUCGCGUUAGCUCACCGUGAAUUAAAAAAGAUGUCUUACACCAAAGUCCAAAAGGUGCAAAGGGAAGUUUUAGAGCGCGAUAUGACCCUUUUGGGGCUAAUAGUUUUGGAAAAUCGUUUAAAACCCAACACUGAGCCAUCGAUCAAAACGUUAAACGAGGCAAAAAUUAAAAUCGUCAUGGUAACCGGCGAUAACAUGUUAACGGCUUUGAGCGUAGCGAGAGAUUGCGGGAUAAUCUCCGAAAACCAAAGCGUCAUUGCGAUCAACGUCGACGAAACGAGCCAAGAUCCAAAAUUAAUUUUUACGCUCCAAACGGCGAUUAAAAACGUUAAGUGUAACAACGAUUUGAGUUUAUUAUCCAAUUCGAAUAGUAUCGAGAGUUUGGAUACGUUAGAGUCACAAAUGGGGACGAUUACAAAUGAAGUUUCGAAACCACAAAGUUUAUUUAAUAAUAAUUAUCGAUUUGCGUUAACUGGAAAGGUUUGGAUGGUGAUUAAAGAGCAUUUUGCUGAGUUGAUUCCGAAAUUUGUAACUCGUGGGAGCGUUUUCGCCCGGAUGUCUCCUGAUCAAAAGCAACAACUCGUUCAGGAAUUACAAGGAAUUGGGUAUUAUGUUGGAAUGUGUGGUGAUGGAGCCAACGAUUGCGGCGCUUUAAAAGCGGCCCACACCGGGAUAUCCCUCUCCGACGCCGAAUCAUCCGUAGCAUCCCCUUUUACAUCAAAAAUCCCCGACAUAACCUGCGUUUUAAACGUGAUCAGAGAAGGACGCGCCGCUUUAGUAACCAGCUUUGGAAUAUUCAAAUAUAUGGCGUCUUAUAGUUUGUGCCAAUUCGUUUCGGUGAUGAUUUUGUAUAGUAUCGAUUCAAAUUUAACCGACAUCGAAUUUUUGUACAUUGAUUUAUUUAUUAUUUCGGUGGUUGCGUUUUUCUUUGGGAGGACCGAAGCGUACGAUGGCCCCUUAGUCUCUGAAACCCCCCUAAAUAGCUUAAUUAGUUUCACUCCAGUGUUAUCGUUGUUGUUGCAAUUAAUUUUAUUGGUAUCGUUCCAAGUUUUGAGUUAUUUACAUUUAUUAAGCCAACCGUGGUUCACCCCGUUUCAACCCAGCGAAGACGCGCAUAAAGACGACGUCGGUUGUUACGAAAAUUACGCAAUUUUUACAAUAUCAAGCUUCCAAUAUAUCAUUUUAGCCGUUGUUUUUAGCAAGGGUAAACCGUACCGGAAAAGUAUUUUCACCAAUUAUGGGAUGAUCAUCUCAACGAUUUUAGUAACUAUUUUCUCUAUUUAUUUAGCUUUUUGUAAUUUAGACUUCUUAAAAGAUAGUUUCGAGUUAAUCAUCCCCUCCGAUGUUAAUUUCCGCGUCUUUUUAGUAAUUUACGGCUUAAUCAACUUCGUUUUAGCACUUUUAGUCGAAAUUUUUAUCGUUGAUAAAUUAGUUUUUAAGCGAUUGCGCUACAAAUUCCACGAUAUCAAUAAAUCGAAGCGGAAAUAUUUAGCAAUCGAGCGCGAUUUAGAUAAAGACACGAAAUGGCCCAUUUUAAGCUCCAAUUUCCGCUCGGCCGCCUCACCCCUAACCCCAACUCCUCAAUACACGACAGAAAUCGUCAUCGAAACCGAAAAACCAGUCGAUUCUAUCCUAAAAAGCUUAUUAACCCAACAAAUCUCAUCUCCUAUUUCACCUUCAGAUGACAACACGAGCGAAUACGACACCCCCAGCUUGUUUUCGAGCACAACCGAUCAUUUUAUGACGACCAGCGAUUUGGAUCAAUUAGAUUUUAGUUUGAAUUUGGAUUAUAAUCAGCAAAGUAGAAAUACGAGGUCGAAGAGCCACCAAAAUACGCCGUUUAAAGUGCUUAAAAUGAAGGAAAAUGUUAUUUUGGAGAACGGGGAAGCGGAUAAUCGAUCGAUUUCGUUGAACGGCUUAGAUUUGUUGAAGGAGAGGUCCAGUUUUAACGCGUUGAGUCGAAGCCCCCCUGAGGUUUUAGAACCGGUUAAUAAAGGUAUGAAGAAUCAUUUGGAACUAAACGAUUUGGAGAAGAGGUGAAAUUUAUUGUUAAAUAUAAUUGGUGUAAUAAAUAAAUGUUUGUAUAAAUUAGAAAUCAA
Messenger RNA from Onthophagus taurus, 4958 nucleotides. Its product is annotated as polyamine-transporting ATPase 13A3. The record is from RefSeq and is a predicted model, not a curated record. Gene Ontology annotation, biological process: polyamine transmembrane transport; intracellular calcium ion homeostasis. Gene Ontology annotation, molecular function: polyamine transmembrane transporter activity; P-type ion transporter activity; ATPase-coupled monoatomic cation transmembrane transporter activity. Lineage: Eukaryota; Metazoa; Arthropoda; Insecta; Coleoptera; Scarabaeidae. Gene Ontology annotation, cellular component: membrane.